GUCAGGUUACUAUAGCAACGCAAACGCACAAACAGAUCCGCAGAGAAAGACCGUCGUGAAAUGCAGUGACUGAUAUUAAACUUUCUCAGAGUGGCUGAAAGAUGUUUAAGCUGGACAUGCCUGUGGACUCCCGCGUGGUACAGGCCGUGGAGCGACGGCGAGCUGCAGAGGCUGCUCGUCACGAGCGUAUCUUCAGCACGAGAAGUCGAGUGAUAGGCGUGGACACGAUCGUGCUCGAGCAGCAGAUCGCGGAGCGGCGGAACCGGGAGGAGGUGGAGAAGCAGCAGGACCUAGAGCUGGAUACACUGCGGGUCUCUAUAGACCACAUGGUUCUGGAGCAGGUAAAGGAAGAGGAACAGAGAAGAAGAGAGCUGGCGGAGGAGCUUCAGCAGUACCGGGCAUUAUGCCAGCGCCCUGAGGACUCUCGAGAUGCAGAUAUUAACUAUAAACACCAGGGGGCGCCAUCUGUCUACUUACCAUCUGAAGAGUCACUUGGCCCCGCCAGUAUGCAGGUUUUUCAGGGAGAAGGAAUUGGGGAGGAGGAAAAGAAGAGGUUUCAAAUGGAGCUGAAUGAGAGAACAUUCCGAGCUCAAAGAGAAGAGCGGGACAGGCAAGAGAAAGAGAAGAAACAUAAAGAUAUGCUGAGAGACAUGGAAUUGAUGCAGCGAAACCUUAUAGAUGUUCAGCUGGAUGCGCUGGAGGAAGAGUGCAAACGGGCAGCCCGUAUGGCCCUCAAAAGCUACAAUCAGGCACAGGUGGAUGAGAGACGGGAGAGAGAGAGACAGGAGAAGCUGAGACAGGAGGGCGAGGGGAUGAAGGAGGUGUGGCACAUGGUGACCUCCGACCUGCUGACGGAGAGUCCUGAGGCCGCAGCCAGAGAAGGUGAGAGGUCAGCAGAGGCUCCUCGAGUGCUGCCGGAUCGCUGGAAGGGGAUGAGCCCCAAGCAGCUCAGCGCUAUCUACAGGCAGAGAGAGGAACAGCGAGCUGAGAAAGAGAAUCAGUGGCCUGUCUGUGCUGUUGGCACUGGCAUCUCUCUGUCUCUCUGUUCCCUGCUCUCUGCAGGCACAGAGACAGCUGGAGAAGCAAAGGGAGCUAGCAUGGGGUUUACAGCAGCUGGAGGAGGCGAGAGAGCAGGUGGAGGAGGAGAGGAGACUGAGGGAGAUGGAGAGAGAGAGGAGACUACAGCUGGACAAGUACAACCAGCAGCUGGCCCAGGAGCAGCAGAUACACCAGCAGUACCUCAACAAGCAGAUUUACACCAACCGGCCCACUGCCCGCUACUUCAGCCAGUUCAACACAAGCUCACGCUAGAAGACUCCAUUCCUUAUUAGACAUCUCUGUCUGUUUAACAUUUUAUAUUUUAUACUAGUCUGUGAGUUCGUUUGGUAUGAUUUACACUUUAGAAACUAUCAUACACUCAAGAAGAAAUAACUGAGCCCAGACGUGACAGAUUGCGAUGCUAUUCUUAGGGAAGGUUUUGUGGUAGGGGUGUUAAAAGGAGUGUUGAUAGACCUUUCAACAGCAAGCCACACAUUUUUAAUUAAAGGUAAAAUGAAGAUGUGGCUGCCCAUGAUAUAGUAUCUUGGUGUUUAAGGGAAGAAGUUUAGAUGGCAGCAGCAUGUGGAUGAGCAUUUCCCUGAUUAAAAAAAGAGUGCAUUCGAUUGUGUGUUCAGAAAUGUAGGGCCACUGGUUGCAGAGCCACGUUAACCUAUGUUUUUGACAAUAAAUGUAUUAUAUAAGGACUAUUACUGAUAGCAACUCAAAGAUAGCAACAUUCUGUUCUUGGAUGACAGAUAGAUAGACACCACAACACCUCACAGACGACUUUCACAACAACUCUAGAGCAGUAGGUGUAGAUUGUUCCAUGGACUUUAUUUUUGAAGCAUUUACAUACAGUGGCUGAUUCAUGAUUCACAUACAGCAUCAUUGUCCAGUUCAACCCCACUGUUACAGACCCACCCCCAAAUAAGUCCCUCAUUCCCUUUCCCACUUUACCACCGACAUGCCAUUCACCCCAUGGCACAGAGAAACACAAUGGAUUAGGGACAUGUCUGUUCAUCAUGAAGUGAUGCGACUCCCUCACAUUCCUUUCAUUCUGAUCCACUGCCUUUUCUUUUUUUAUUCUUGGUAUAUUAAUUGGAUUUCCUUAAUUUCUGUACUGUUUGAUUUGAUUUUGAGUCAUAAACAGGGAGCACAUGACAUAAGAGACUAUUUUAGUCAAGUGAUGCAUACGCCUGAACCUGUCGAGUACUGAGUCUACAGAAGCUGAAGCCAGAUUUAAGAUAAGUUUAAAUAUUUGUAAGAAUAGUAAAACUGAUACGAUGAUAUACUGACUGAGCCAUGCUGUGCCCACAAAAGUGUUGGAGAAGCUUUAGAGAAUGCUGAACAAAUGCCAUAUAGGCUAAAUCUUCUAGAAAAGCUGGGAUUUUCCAUUUAAAAUGCUACUCUACAAGCUUACGAUGCGUUGUUGUGGUUUAUGGGUUUGUUUUACAUUAUACAGUACAUUUCUCUAAUAUGCUCACCUUAAGAUUAAGCCCAUUUUAAGCCUGUAUUUAACCCUUCAGUGGCAGUAAACAAACACACUCACACUUGUGAUUAGGGCGGCUACGUCAGAACCUGCAGGGAAUUGGGGGGUUGAAUCUGUUCUGGGGUUUGAUCCAGUGACCUUCUGGUCUCAGGCCCACUUCUCUAACCUUUAGGCCAAUGCUGCCCCCCACAGCUAAAACACAUAAUUAAAAAUCUUCAUUUAAGUGUGACCUUUCAUAUACAUGUCAUAAAUAUGGGAAGUUCGCAUUAGGUUGAAUAAUAUUUAAGUCAGCACAGUAAAGCUUUUCCAUAUCAAAUGGGAUUAAUAAUUGAUUUAUCAGUACAUCCAAAUCUGACAUUUCUCAACUUGUUAUAAUUGAAUACUAUGUGUUAUUAA
Astyanax mexicanus (Mexican tetra) is the source of this 2923-nucleotide messenger RNA. It is a transcript of the gene ribc1, whose product is annotated as RIB43A domain with coiled-coils 1. The coding region runs from base 102 to 1331 and encodes 409 amino acids. The transcript has 8 exons. The record is from RefSeq and is a predicted model, not a curated record. NCBI's taxonomy places the organism in Eukaryota, Metazoa, Chordata, Actinopteri, Characiformes, Acestrorhamphidae.